AGCUACGGUAGGGUUUGAUGGGCUAGCGCAGAAUUCGUCAGGACCCUGCAGGUCCCCGUCAAUACACAGAUCCAACCGAAUGCUUCGUCAAGACCAGCCAUCACUAUGCCUUCAUUCAUCGCUAACGAUGGUGUGAACUUGCAUUACGAAACACACGGCUCGAGGGACAACUUCCCCUUGAUCCUGUUGCACGGCUUCACAGGCUCUGGUGAGGUCUUCAAACGUAACGUGGAUGCACUGUCCAAGAACUACUACCUCGUCGUCCCAGAUCUGCGCGGACAUGGUAGUUCGGACAAGCCCAAAUCUGGAUAUCACGUUGCACGAUUAGCCUUAGACUUGGAGAACCUGCUCGAUCACUUACAAUUCAUCAAAUCUGGCCGAGGCAAGAUAGCAGCGAUUGGCACGAGCUUAGGGGCAGCUAUUCUUUGGAGCUAUAGCGAACUUUUCGGCACCAGCGUCUUCAGCCAUGUCGUAUUUGUUGACCAGGCCCCUCUCCAAAACUAUCUGUCUGACUGGGGUCCUGAGUAUGGGAACCGCGGCUGCAAUUCACCAGAAGCAUUGGCGCAGAUGCAGCACACACUCGAGAAUGAUCCGGAGACUGCUCAUCGUGGCACAAUUGCCGCAUGCUUGGGCUAUCGGUCUCAUCCGAGACAUGCUGACCCUGUAGAAGGGUCGAAAGAGUGGCAAGAUACGGAGGCGUUCUUCUUGGGCGAGGCGAUGAAGGGAGACGGGUGGUGGUACGGCAAGUUGAUGGCCGACCACACGGCAAAUGACUGGCGGUACUCUAUUGCGCAGAACUUUGGACCGGAGAGUCCAAGUAAAACUAAGGUCCUUGUUGUUGCGAGCUCUCGGAGUGGGUGUUUUCCCGCUGCCGGCCCGCUCAAGGUCGUCGAGCUGGUAAAUGGUGAACGCAAAGACGGUCUUGCGAAGGGUGUGGACGUGGAAUGGGGUGGGCAUUGGUGUUACUGGGAGAAACCCGACAUGUUCAACGAGCUGGUCAUUGAGUUCCUGGAGAACCAUAGAGGAACAACCUACACGCGUUAGAGUCUCCAACUUCGGC
Molecule: messenger RNA, 1060 nt
Organism: Dothidotthia symphoricarpi CBS 119687
Lineage: Eukaryota; Fungi; Ascomycota; Dothideomycetes; Pleosporales; Dothidotthiaceae
Product: alpha/beta hydrolase-like protein
Exons: 3
Coding region: 106-1044 (312 amino acids)
Source: RefSeq, a predicted model, not a curated record